AUGUCAGAAGUCCAAUCAGAAGUUAUUCCAUACUAUUCUGACUCUUUGCUAUUAUACUUGGAUGAUGAAAAAAUCGAAGAAAUAAAGAAGAACUUUAAUAAGCAAUCAUGCAAUAAUAAUCAGAAAUACGAAGAAGAAUCUGUUGCUUCGUCCGAACCACGAUCGAGGGAGGACCUACCGGUAGAAACAGAAGAAGGAAGUCUAAGAGAGACGUCGACUGGCGCAGUUGAACAAACAGCAAGUGAAUCGCACUCAAGCACCAGAUCGAAAAGAAAGCGAAAAGUGUCAAAGAGAAGGAGAGAUGUAUUUUAUCCACCGCUAAUAUAUUUUUAA
Molecule: messenger RNA, 333 nt
Organism: Nezara viridula (southern green stink bug)
Lineage: Eukaryota; Metazoa; Arthropoda; Insecta; Hemiptera; Pentatomidae
Source: the annotation of a GenBank genome assembly